ACGCCAAAACAUUUGCCGUUAAAUAACCCGCGCCGCUUGCAUUAUCGUGGCAGCCAGUUCCACUCUCGCUUCGCCCGUCGGCUCCCUUGCUUACAAGCACCGGCAAGGAAAGGCUCGGUCUUUCCCCGGCCGUGCUCCACCGCAGCAAUGGAGGCUCCUCUCCUCCUCCCCGUUUCCGCCGCCGCCGCCUCUUCGUCCUCCUCUGUUGACAUCGACGACAUCACCGUCCACGCUGUUCGGGCCCCUCGGGUGUCUUCCUCCUCCCCUUCCACGCAGAGCAUCGUGUUCCGCGUCGUGGCCGUGAUCGCCGUCGCGUGCGCGUCCCUGUUCGCGCAGAACGAGGCCGCCAAGGGCUUCGGCAUCGACGUCGUGAGCGCCGGCGCCCCGCGGGGCGAUAUCGCCGGCCAGCGGUUCGACCUCUUCCUCGUGUCCAACGGCCGCGCCGAGCGCAUCCUGCAGUACGCCAGCCGCGGCGUGGAGCGCGCGCUCUUCCCGGACGCGUCGUUCCCGCGCAAGCAGGUCCGGCGCGUCACCGUCAAGAUGGCCGGGCACAACCUCACCGCGGCCGCCACGGUGGACGCCGCCGCGGCGCCCGGAGAGUACGUCAUCUCCCUGAGCCCCGCGCUCUUGUCCAGCACCGGCACAGCCUCCGCCGAUGCCGUGGCCGCCGCGGUGCGCCGCGCCGUCGCGCGCAUGUGGCUGUGGGACGGCCGCGGGGCCGCCCCCGCGCGCUUGACCGAGGCCAUGGUGGAGUACCUCGCCUCCGCCGCGGCCGGCGACGCCGCCGCCGAGGUGUCUGCAUCGCCUCUGUCGUCGUCGUCGUCGGACGACGGGGGACGCCGGUGCAUGUCGGCACGGUUCCUGAGGCACCUCGAGCGGCAGCGCGAGGGCUUCGUCGCCCGGCUGAACCGGGCGAUGCGGGACCGGUGGAGCGACGCCGCCGUGGACGCGGCGCUCGGCGCGCCGGCCCGCCACGCCUGCGCGGCCUACCGCGCGGCGACGCCGUCGACGGGGCAGGACGGACCCCGCCGCCACCACGCUGGUUGACUCCACGCCGGACGCCACCCGUGGUUCCAGCGUGGCAACGUGAGGCGGUCCGAAGCGAAGGGCAGUUCCGGUAUUGUACACGCCCAUGUGCGCCGCGCCCGGUGUAUAUUAAUAUUAAACCCGCCAAUAGCGGGCGGUUAAGCGCGGGGUGGGGCAUGGCCGCGGCCCUAAUCGUGGCCGGAGGUGAGUGGGUGGUCGCUGUCGCCGUGGUUUCAUACGCUGCUGCUUGUAAUGAUCCUAGUAUGAUUUAUCGUACCAAUGUGAUGUGAGCAAAAGAUUUUUGGUUGGCUA
This is a messenger RNA of Panicum hallii, 1338 nucleotides long. RefSeq lists its product as uncharacterized. Bases 148 to 1047 code for a protein of 299 amino acids. The record is from RefSeq and is a predicted model, not a curated record. NCBI's taxonomy places the organism in Eukaryota, Viridiplantae, Streptophyta, Magnoliopsida, Poales, Poaceae. The transcript has a single exon.